CAACCCCAUCUGGAAAUAUCCAUUUCCGGCUGUUACGAUUUGUAGUAACAAUAAGAUUUCCAAGAGAAAAAUGAAUAAAUUAAUACAGAAACUAGUAUUGCCCACGACCGCGAAACCUAUAGGGAUGCAACAGAUCAGAUUGUUGUUACAAUUGUUUCCUAAUGUUCGUGACGUUGAAUUGGAUAUCGAGGAUUUACAAAGUUUACAAACAGUUUUAGAUUAUAAUAACAUGACGGUACAGGACGCUUUAUAUAAUAUUAGCCCCAGUUGCAAAGAUACAGUUAUCCAAUGUAAAUGGAAGGGUGAUAUCAGACGCUGUGGCAGUCUUUUUGAGGAAGUCAUAACUCCGAUGGGCAUCUGUUGUAGCUUCAACUAUGUUCACAAGAACAUAUCGCAGAAAGAAAAAAGACUAGCUGGCAUGGGAAAAUAUUCGGGGCUAAUUGUUACGUUAUAUAAUGACGUAAAUGACUAUGUUUUCACUGACAUACUCGCUUAUGGACAAAAGACGGAGCGCUGUGUGAACGGGGUGUUAGAACCGAAUGCACCAUAG
Molecule: messenger RNA, 550 nt
Organism: Photinus pyralis (common eastern firefly)
Lineage: Eukaryota; Metazoa; Arthropoda; Insecta; Coleoptera; Lampyridae
Product: sodium channel protein Nach-like
Exons: 4
Coding region: 71-550 (159 amino acids)
Biological process (GO): sodium ion transport
Cellular component (GO): membrane
Molecular function (GO): sodium channel activity
Source: RefSeq, a predicted model, not a curated record